Molecule: messenger RNA, 3341 nt
Organism: Vitis riparia (riverbank grape)
Lineage: Eukaryota; Viridiplantae; Streptophyta; Magnoliopsida; Vitales; Vitaceae
Product: serine/threonine-protein kinase D6PKL1
Exons: 3
Coding region: 410-3013 (867 amino acids)
Biological process (GO): protein phosphorylation
Cellular component (GO): plasma membrane; nucleus; cytoplasm
Molecular function (GO): ATP binding; protein serine/threonine kinase activity
Source: RefSeq, a predicted model, not a curated record
GAAACACUGAUUAUAGGCUUCUGCUCCCUCACAAUCUUCCCCACCGUCUUCCUCCUAAACCCACCAAACUCGUUAGGGUUUCCCAAAUCUUACUUUCAGAGGCUUUGGAAUUUCCAUUGUUCCGGUGGUUAGGUUAGCGAACCUGCCUUCGCGUGUCCUUACAGCUGGCAUUGUUGCAGGAUUGGGAUCUUGAAUUCUUACACGAGGGAAAGAAGCUAUCAGACAAUACAAAUUCUGAUUCUGUCUGAUCAAAGAAAGCUCUCAAGCACAUUUUGUGUUCUCCCAUUUCUAGAGUCCUUAUAUCUGAAAUGUUCACACAGAAUUGGAGAAGUAUAAACUUUCAGUGGUCCACUCUACCUUUUUGUGGUACUAUAUCUAAUUAAAUUCGGCAAACAGUAAGUAGCACCAAAUGAUGGGUUCAUUUCCUGGUAGUUGUGAAAUUGUUGAAUCAUCGGAAGACCCAAGUUUGGCUCAACUUUCUAGAGGAAUUCAUCGACCAAAAUCUGGUGCAAAAGUGGAUGACAAAGUUAGAAAGCCUCCUAUACUGAAACUGGGACACGACAGUUCUCUAGAAGAUGAUCUUAAUCGGAUUUUUGAGGCAAUUAACCUAAAAAAUGCAUCUAAGGUUUGGGGUCUUCCCCACCAAGUUGGAACAGACUCCCCAUCGAAGAAUGUGUUAAAAAAGCCAAUUACAGUCAGUGGUUCUCAUUCACCACGAAUUGGGAUUUCUGAGCCUGCAACUCUGAAGCAGGCACUAAGGGGACUCUGCAUCUCUCAGGCAUCUGAAAUGGCUGCUGUGAAAAGGUUAUCAAAGUCGGGAAGUUAUGCAGGGUCGUCUGAAGCUGGAAGGAUUAAGAGUUUGUUUAGUACUGUCGUUGUUGAAGCCAGACAACCUGGUAUGUCUCUAGGCAAGGGUGGUAUUGCAGAAAUCUCUCUGUUUCCAGAAGAGAGCACAUCAAAUGCUUCUGAGAAGGUAACUCGGUACCUGCACGUUCCCAAGGUAAAGUCAUCAAGCCAAAGUGCUCAUUCUUCUCCCCGAUUUGCCGUGGGAGCAACACAAUUAGGAACAACAGCUAGAUCACCGCAAAGUGAGAUUGUUCCUGUUUCAACAGAAAUUAGUAAUCAAACAUCAAAGACAGAAUCAGUGCAGAAAGAAAAGCAUACGUCUGUAACUGCUCUAUCUGGUGCAAACACCGAUGAUAACAUGCUAGAGCUAGGUACCACUGGUCAUGCCUCAACCAAAUCAGCAAACAGAGCAUCAGCAUUAAAGCCAGGGCGGAAAGGCAGGUUGCAAAAUGUACCUUCUAGCUCGGUCAACAGUAGUAAGGCAAGCAAGUCAACAAAGAACACCCAACGUGUAGUCAAACCAAUUCUCAGAAACAAGAAUUUUGUAAAGAAAAAAGUAAAGCAGGAUUCAAAUUCUGCCACCUCCACUUCUAAUACAUGUAGUGAAGUUAAUGAUGAAAUGGAUCCAAGUACAAGUCAAUUGGUUUGCCAGAGAUGCCACUGUGCAUUGAAGGAUGCAAGGAAAGAAUUGAGUCAAGAUUCUCCCACAUCCAACUUAAAAAGUCUCAGCACUGAAGCCAGCUUUAGUAAUAUGAACUCAGUUGCUAACAAACCGGGCAUCAGUUCCAAUAGUUAUAACAGACAUAAAGCUAUUUUUGUCAAGGCGAACAAGAAUGCAAAAUCAAGGGAGAAAGGGGAAUUGUCUCAGAGCUCUAAAAGUAGCCGUGGUGAGUACAGUAGCAGUACAAGCAUCAGCGAAGAGAGCAUUCUAAGUGGGUCUAGUUGCGGCAAUAGACCUCACAUGUCAAAGGAUUUAAGAUGGGAAGCCAUCCGCCAAGUCCAGAUGCAGCAAGGAGUUCUAGGAUUGAGACACUUCAAUCUGUUGAAAAAGCUUGGCGGUGGAGACAUUGGGACUGUUUAUCUGGCUGAGCUAAUUGGUACAUACUGCCUUUUUGCUAUAAAGGUCAUGGACAAUGACUUUUUGGCCAGAAGGAAAAAGAUGCCAAGGGCCCAAACUGAAAGAGAAAUAUUGCGAAUGCUGGAUCAUCCUUUUCUCCCUACGCUCUAUGCUCAAUUCACAUCAGAUAAUUUGUCAUGUUUGGUCAUGGAAUAUUGUCCAGGUGGAGAUCUGCAUGUCCUUCGGCAGAAGCAGCCUGGUAGGAAUUUUCCUGAACAAGCAGCAAGGUUUUAUGUUGCUGAAGUCCUCCUUGCUUUGGAAUACUUACACAUGCUUGGAGUUGUAUACCGAGAUUUGAAACCAGAAAACAUUCUAGUCAGAGAAGAUGGUCACAUUAUGCUCACUGAUUUUGAUCUGUCACUCAGAUGCAAUGUAAAUCCAACUCUUCUCAAAUCAUCUUCAUCAACCAUGGAGCCCACGAGGAUGAUGUCAGGUCCAUGCAAAGAGUCUAGCUGCAUUGACCCUUUAUGUAUUGAACCAUCCUGUGAGGUCCCAUGCUUCAGCCCCAGGUUUUUGCCUGCAGCUGCAAGAACACGGAAACUAAAAUCUGAACUUGCAGCCCAGGUCAGAUCAUUACCACAGCUUGUGGCUGAGCCUACUGAUGCUCGAUCCAACUCCUUUGUGGGGACCCAUGAAUAUUUGGCUCCAGAAAUCAUCAAAGGAGAGGGCCAUGGGAGUGCGGUUGAUUGGUGGACAUUUGGAGUCUUUCUUUACGAGCUUCUAUAUGGAAAGACACCAUUUAAAGGUUCUGGAAAUGAUGAAACAUUGGCGAAUGUGGUUUUGCAGAGCCUCAAAUUUCCAGACAGCCCAAUCAUUAGUUUUCAGGCAAGGGAUCUCAUCAGAGGGCUGUUGAUGAAGGAGCCGGAGAAUCGAUUGGGGUCAGAGCGGGGGGCUGCAGAGAUCAAGCAGCACCCGUUUUUUGAGGGCCUGAAUUGGGCACUUAUUCGCUGUACUAUUCCUCCGGAGUUACCUGAGUGCUGUGAUUUUGGGCUCAUGACAGUGGCUUCCCAGCAGAAGGAGAGCAAGUACCUGGAGUUUGAAUUGUUCUAGCCAAAAACCUCUAAUUUUGGGAAGAGAAGAGAAGCUGUCUCGUGGGGUAUUAUCUCUUAAUGGAGGCAUCUCCCCUGUUGUAAGUUGUAACUAAAAUCUAGCUUAUAAUGUAAAUUUGGUGGAGAAUAUUGUGGCAAAAGCUGUCAUUUAUGGUAUGUCAUAAUUAAGUAAUUCUUGAGAGUUGGGACUCUUGUAGAGUCGGUGGCUGAUCAAUAUGUGGGUCAUCCAAAUUCAUCUGUUUAAUCUAAAUUAUGGAGCCUCUUGAGGGGCCGGAUUCUGCAAUUUCAGACACCAAUGUCCUUCCCAAUCCAACCUCUUUUUUUCCUCA